Messenger RNA from Microtus oregoni (creeping vole), 1876 nucleotides. It is a transcript of the gene Gca, whose product is annotated as grancalcin. The record is from RefSeq and is a predicted model, not a curated record. Bases 102 to 758 code for a protein of 218 amino acids. The transcript has 8 exons. NCBI's taxonomy places the organism in Eukaryota, Metazoa, Chordata, Mammalia, Rodentia, Cricetidae. Gene Ontology annotation, molecular function: calcium ion binding.
ACAGCGUCCAGACCUCCGGCACCUGUCGCACACCUGUGGCCUUCCUCGCAGCAGCGCUGACGUUGACUUACCGGCGACUCGUGACUUUUGAUCCGCUGGCCAUGGCCUACCCGGGGUACGGAGGAGCGUUUGGAAACUUCGGCGGUCAGAUCCCUGGGAUGCAGCUGCAAAUGGGCCAUCCGAUGCCAGGUCCCAAUGUGUUCGCUGGUGGUUACCCGGGGUACGUGGCCUACUCUGACAGCUACCCCCCUGCUGAUGACUCUAUGUGGUCUUUCUUCACAGCUGUUGCUGGACAGGAUGGUGAGGUGGAUGCGGAGGAGCUUCAGAGAUGCUUGACCCAGUCUGGAAUCAGUGGGACUUACGCACCCUUCAGUCUGGAAACCUGCAGAAUUAUGAUUGCCAUGUUGGAUAGAGAUUAUACAGGAAAAAUGGGGUUCAAUGAAUUCAAGGAGCUUUGGGCAGCGCUGAAUGCCUGGAAGCAGAACUUCAUGACUAUUGAUCAAGACCAGAGUGGCACAGUAGAACACCAUGAGCUGAGCCAAGCCAUCACUCUUAUGGGUUAUAGGUUGAGUCCCCAGACACUGGCUGCUAUUGUUAAACGCUACAGCAAGAAUGGCAGAAUUUUCUUUGAUGACUAUGUUGCCUGCUGUGUGAAACUUCGUGCCCUGACAGAUUUCUUUAGGCGAAGAGAUCACUUGCAACAAGGGAUUGUGAACUUCAUGUAUGAGGAUUUUCUACAGGGCACUAUGACCAUUUGACAGCGUAGCAAUGAAAAAGUGAAUACUGAAGAAUCCUUCUGCUUCACUGAAACAGACUGGACUACCUAAAACUAGAAGUUUGAUGAACUUUUUUGUAUCCCUUCCUGUUAAAGCUCCGUCCCCUUCCUGUUAAUUUACCUUAAAGCACAUUUCAAUGCAAUAACGUUUUUAUUUGGGAUAUAUUAUUUUUUGGAAAAGUUACGGUGUUGCAGAUAUAUGCACGCCAUCUUGAAAUGUUGCUAAUGAUAUGUAGUUGAUUGAUAUCAGCGCACCUGAGCCUUCGUUUUUUAACAAUAAUAGUGUAUAGAAAUGUAGUUAUAUGACAGAUUGUCUAUGAAGCCAAGUAGCAAAAGUCUAGAUAAAACUUAAUCAUGUUAUCUAAAGGCUACAAGUUGUACUUCUGAUUUUGUUCACGUCUGUGGCUGUUUCUGGAAGUAAGUCAGUUAGAAGGGACAUCUGCACAUUUUCUGGCUUUGGCUUUGAUUACCCCACCAGAGAACAUAACCUCAUGUUCUUGGCCUAUGAAUAAGAAAUCUGUAGCUCCAAACACUAUUUGAAUUUGAGUCUGUCAGCCUAAGAUAGUAGGUAUUGUUUACCUUUUUUAUUUCAUUGUUUAUUUUUCUACAAAAUAUUUUGUUGUCUUCCUAUUUUCUUUUCUUUUUUUUUUCUUUUUAACAUCUUUGUUUCUGCUUAGCUUUGUUUUGUGAGACAGGAUCUUUCUAGAUGGCCCAAUAGGUCACAAACCCAUCGUCCUCCUGUCUUGCCCACUUUGUGUGUGGAGGUUCAAGGCAUGCAGACGUGUGCCUGCCUUAAAAUUUGAAAAUGAAGAUAUCUUUCUCUUUUCUUAGCAGUGGCAUAGAUAACCUAAAAUGUCCUCUUUUUUCAAAAUCAACCAGUUUUGGAGGAUGACACAUUUUAGUGAAGUGUCAGCACUUAUUCUUGUUUCUUCUUUAAACCCGUGCUGCCCCUAGGUGAUGGCGACAGUUUAUAAAAUGAGAAAAAAAUUCAUGUGAUCCGCUACUGUUCAGGAAUUCUGUGUUGGAUUAAUGGCAUGAAUGUGUGUGCGUGUGUGUGUGUGCGUGUGUGUGUGUGUGCGUGUGUGCGUGUGUGUGUGUGUG